UAAUAUUAGUCGGCGCAGGUUUCUAAACGCUAGUAGAUUUUUCGUUAAACAAGUUUUGUUUUUAUUUUAAACACAAUUAAACCGCUUAAAUUAAUAAUAAAAAUACUUUAAAUAGUUUAAUAAAUGAGUGCCUUAUAACAGUGAAAUGAAAUUUAAAGAAAUAAAAGCGUAAAAAAGCCAAUAAAUUGAAAAUCUAAAGUGAAUUUUUUCCCUAACAUUGUUGGUAAAGUGAAUGCAAACAAGUUAAACAAACAUACAUACCAACACACAUACAAUAAUAUGUAGAAAACAAAAUGCAAACAGGUAGAAAGACAUACGGAAUGCAAAAAAAGGUGUAGAAAAUAAACAACAUAAAAUGAAACGUGUUUGACAGAAUAAUAAGAAUAAAAAACAAAAAUAUACACAACAAAUAAAACAUUGCAUUUUCUUACUUUAACAAUUAGAAAACAACGAACUAAGUUUAAUUAUUCUACUAGAUACCGAGUAUCUAAUAAAUAAAUCAAUGUGAUACAAUGUUUAUUUUAAAAAUACAUACAUAUACAGUAAAUAUUUUUUAAAAAUAUAUUUUUGCAAAUAACUAAAAUAAACAAAUCAUUCAUGCAACAAUUGAAAUUCAUAAAAAAUAAUGUUUAUUUCAAUAAAUUUUGCAAAAACAAAAAUAAAAUUUAUAGAAAAGAAAUAAUUAAUAAAAAUAAAUUUUAAAUGAGACUAUAGAAUUUAAAUUACGUAGAAUUGUGUGAAUGAAAGUUGUUUUUUUUUUUUUAAGAAAAUUCAAAAGAAUGUGAAAUAAUGUGUUGCAUUACGUUAGUUGAAGUGGAAGAAAAACAAAGAAAAAUCUCAAUUAUCCGGAAGUUGUGUUUUCUAAAAGAGUGUAAUUUUUUGUGCCAACGUUACAGUAAUGACAUCUACUAGAAGAAUUACUGCUUAGAAAUGCCGUCAUUAGCUGCAAGAAAUUCUUCAACUAUGACAACUCUAAGUAACAAUAGUGUAGAUGCGGCUGCUGUAACAUCAGUAACGUCAUCCAACUCUGCAACAUCGAUAACAAAUGCGAAUAUGUCUGAAACUUGUAUUUAUUCUACAGUCACUACAACAACAAAUUUGGCAUCUACCACCUCUAGUUUAGCUACUGCACAGCAGCAGCAGCAACAACAGCAAGAGGACUUUUUACAGCAGCAGCAACAGUACCAACAACAACAACAUCAGCAGCAUCAACAAAAAUAUAAUUAUUAUCAUCCACCUCCAGCUGUGGGUAAUUCUUUACUUUAUUCUAGUAAUAAUAAUGGUGGAGCAAGUGCAACAACUACAACAUCCACAGUAACAGCAGCAUCAGCAGCCGCAACAACGGGUUUAGCAACAUUUAACGGAAAUUCGAAUUUAGAAAAUGUUGCUGUCCAUGCAAAUGGUAACAGCAACAACAACAACAACAACAACAAUAAUAAUUUUAAUACAAACUACAACAACGGUAAUUCUAGUAGUAACAGUAGCACAACAACAAAUGCCAACAGCAGCAGCAAUAGUAAUAGUAAAAUGAAUUCUACGCCACCGCCUGUUUCUGCUGUCCCAGGUAAUUCUAUAAUUGGCCACAAAACGGAUACAACCUUAACUGGUUGUAUAUUAAGUGGCGGUAGUGGUAGUAUUGUAGGCAUAGCUCCUGCUUCCGCUUUUAAGCAUCAGUCACAGCAACAACAGCAACAACAACAACAACAAUUACUUGCUUCCCGUGAGGAUGUUGCUUCUUUGGCUGGCUCCUCAUCUAUAAAUAGCCAAAUAUCAACGAAUAAUAACAAUCAUCAUAGCAACAUGAAAGCACCACCACCACCAGUAACAACAACAGUUAAUGGAGGUGGGAAUAGCAGCAACAAUAAUCAUAAUCUCAAUAGUAUAUUGAAAGGAAGUAAAG
Molecule: messenger RNA, 1900 nt
Organism: Lucilia sericata (common green bottle fly)
Lineage: Eukaryota; Metazoa; Arthropoda; Insecta; Diptera; Calliphoridae
Product: myb-like protein AA
Exons: 2
Source: RefSeq, a predicted model, not a curated record